GUCAUUUCUCUGCAGAAGAUACUUUGAGAACUCUACUGACCAUCCAGCUUGAAGUCCUGUCAGUAGAUCACUGGCUGCCUGCUAAGUGGUGGAUGUGGAUGCUCUUAUUGAAAAGAAAUGAAUGCAGCUAGUGCUGUAUCAAGAGUUAAGACAUGGCUCUUGGCAGCAUGGCAUGUUAAAGUGCCUCGGAUGUGGCUGGAAGCUUGUGUUAACUGGAUCCAAGAAGAAAAUAAUAAUGCUAAUUUGAGUCAGGCACAAAUAAAUAAACAGGUGUUAGAACAAUGGCUUCUUACUGUCCUGAGAAACUUGGAACAUCCUCUCUUACCUGAUGACAUUUUAGAAAUUCCAAAGGGAGAACUGAAUGGAUUUUAUGCUCCACAGAUCAAUUCGUUGGUUGAUGUAAGUCAACCUGUGUAUUCCCAGAUACAAAAGCUGAGAGGAAAGAAUACAACCAAUGAUCUAGUUUCAGCUGAAACACAGAGUACUCCAAAACCAUGGGAAGUAAGGUCUUCAUGGAUGCUAAUGCUGCCGCUCACUGAUGGGGUCACACAAAUUCAGGGAAUGGAAUAUCAGUCUAUUCCAGCUCUCCAUAGUGCUCUUCCUCCGGGUACAAAAAUUUUAGUUCAUGGACACAUUUUGUUCCGUCUUGGCGUUCUCUUACUGAAACCAGAAAAUGUGAAGGUGUUAGGAGGUGAGGUAGAUGGUCUUUCAGAAGAAUAUGCCCAAGAAAAAGUACUUGCAAGAUUAAUUGGUGAACUCGAUCCUACAGUUUCAGUCAUUCCAAAUCACUCCAAUCACAGUGUACCCAGAGUUUCAGGGGGUUUAGAUGCUGUUUUGGGGCCUUCGGAUGAAGAACUCUUGGCAAGUCUUGAUGAAAAUGAAGAGCCUGCAGCAAAUGUGACUAUGGAAAGAAGCUGUUUCAGCACAGGUAGUUCCUCAAACACUAUUUGGACAAAUCAGUCUAGUUUUGAGCCAGGAUGUAAUAUUUCUUCAAGGCCAAAGGAAAAAACACCAAACCAGCCUAUGCAUUUCACUGAUGGAGAAUUUGAUGACUUCUCACUAGAAGAGGCCUUGCUUUUGGAAGAAACUGUCCAGAAAGAACAGAUGGAAACAAAAGCAUCACAGCCACUAACUUUGAAGGAAAACAUAAACAUACGUAAAUGUGUGGAGAUCUUUUCACAUAAACCUAGUAGUCUAAACCACACGACUUUGAUUCAUAAACAAGGAAACAGCAAUUUCAAUGAAAAAAUAUCUGAACUAAUGAUUCAUGAAGACAAAUUUUUUGACUGUUCAUCUACUAGAGACAAUCAUAAGAGACUCUUAGCUCAUGAUCUUACAAAUGAAAGUAAGAUUUCAGAAGUAGAUGAUAUAGCACAACAAACCAUCAGCAGUUCAGAUGAACAUUGCUUAAGUAAUAAAAUAUUAAACAGAAAGCUGGACAUAUCAGAAAAGAGUUCACAAAUUUCUAAAGAAAAUGGCUUCCCUUUCCAGGCUUGUUCUUCAAGAUCAUUUGAGAAUAAUACUUGUCUUUCUAUUGGCAUGGACUUACAUUCUCCACCCUUUAUCUAUUUGUCUGUUCUAAUGGCCAGAAAGCCAAAGGAAGUUACCACUGUGAAAGUUAAAGCAUUUAUUGUCACUUUAACUGGAAAUCUCUCAAGUUCUAGUGGCUCUUGGUGUGUAACUGCAAAGGUUUCUGAUGGUACUGCAUAUCUAGAUGUAGAUUUUAUAGAUGAAAUACUUACCAGUAUGAUAGGGUAUUCAGUACCAGAAAUGAAACAAUUAAGAAAGGACCCUCUUAAAUAUAAAAAAUUCCUAGAAGGGUUACAAAAAUGUCAGCGAGAUGUGAUAGAUGUGUGUUGCCUAAUGACUAUUUCAUUUAAUCCUUCUUCAUGUAAAGGCAUGGUAUUGGAAUUUCAAGAUGUUGGUAUGGAACACCUUGAGGACCUAAAGAAACGGUUGAAUAAAUAAUUGGCCACAAUGCUAUUGGAGCACACUUUAAAACAGGCAACUAUUUGGAAUCAAAUUUGUUUAUUCUCAAUUUUGGAAUUCUGUAAAAGAGCUUCAGAGCUUAAGAAUGGCUGAGACUGCUCAGUGGUUAAUGGACUUUCUGCCAAGUGUGCUGACCUCAGUUUGAUCAUCUCCUGGUCCCUUGAGGCAAAAGGAGAGACCCAGCUUCCAGAAUCUAUUGUUAGUCUACUAAACAGGUAGCAUGGGACACACACACACACACACACACACACACACACACGGUAAAUGAUAUUUUAAAAAUAAAG
Arvicanthis niloticus (Nile rat) is the source of this 2273-nucleotide messenger RNA. NCBI's taxonomy places the organism in Eukaryota, Metazoa, Chordata, Mammalia, Rodentia, Muridae. The record is from RefSeq and is a predicted model, not a curated record.